Molecule: messenger RNA, 552 nt
Organism: Notodromas monacha
Lineage: Eukaryota; Metazoa; Arthropoda; Ostracoda; Podocopida; Cyprididae
Source: the annotation of a GenBank genome assembly
AUGACACAACAACGUAAUACAUCAGGGGAAUAUUUAUGCGACCGGAUCAACCAGGAAGAGUCCAUGGAAAUCGGGUUCGUGUGGAACAGAUCCCCGGAAGGCGCAGAGAAGCUAGCCUUUAAGCAUCGCGUUCCUACCGUGAUCACAGAUCUGGAGCGUGACCUACCGCAAUUACUACCCAAGGACGAACGCACGUCCAGCAACAGCAACACGUCCAUUCAUCUGGUUGUUGAGGUUGCCCACCCGGACGUUACACGGGUUAUUGGCGGUUCCGUGAUCAAGAGCGGAUGCAAUUAUUUCAUCGGGUCGCCGUCCGUGUUGGCUGAUGAGAGUGUGAUGCGUGAUUUGGAGUCGGCUAGUGCGCAAUCUGGUGCGAAGGUGUAUGUGCCUUGUGGCGCGUUUUGGGGAGCAAACGACAUCGGGAAAAUGGCGGAUUUGGGCACCCUGUCGUCGCUCGUCAUUACCAUGCGCAAGCAUCCGAGCUGCCUGAAGAUUGAAGAGCUAAAGGUAUCGAGAGUGAUUCAUCAUACGCAGGCAAAGUUUGCUGCGUAA